Molecule: messenger RNA, 2124 nt
Organism: Culex pipiens pallens (northern house mosquito)
Lineage: Eukaryota; Metazoa; Arthropoda; Insecta; Diptera; Culicidae
Product: protein brambleberry-like
Exons: 3
Coding region: 208-1893 (561 amino acids)
Source: RefSeq, a predicted model, not a curated record
AGUUAAAUUUUUGGACCAGAAUUGAUGAUUGUCGAGUGAAAGUAUGUAUCGAAAUAGUUUCAAGGUCCUUUCGCGGCGCGCAAUGUGUUCGUAAUCGCCCAGCAAUAGCAGAGAUUCAGUUCGGCUAUUUUUACCACCAACAUCAUCAUCGCAGCGCGGCUUCAGUAGUCAUUCUAGCGACCUCCCCCGGUUUGCUGGCCAAAAACCAUGAGACUGUUGCUGUUGAGUUGUUUGCUGUUGGUGCCAUGGCGAGUACGGGCUUCCUUCGUGGACUACAUUUGGCCAUCGAGCGAAAAUGAAAACCAAGAAACCGCCGUGGAUUCGUUCCCGGCCGUCCCGUACGAGGUAUCCGAAGGGGAUGAGACGUUUGUAAGGGAGGCUUCCAAGUGGAUCGGUUCCAAUCUGUCCAAGCUGGACAUGUGCCAUCACCGGGUGAUUUUGAAGCUGAAGAACUCCUGUAGUCAAUUGAACGCCGAGGAUAUUGGGAAGUUGGCGGUGAUGCUGCUGAAUUGUCAGUCGGACGCCGAGGGUCGUCCCAUCUAUCACUGUACGGAUCAGAUGAGCUUGAAGGAGUGCACGAGCUCGAUGGAUCCGAAUACCUGGAAUGCGUAUCACUUGGUGACGAAUCGAGCGAAAGCGGUUUGUGCGAGCGUUCGGCACGAUCAGUUCCGAGGAUUGACGGAGUUGACGGUCAACAAGCUGAUGAACACGGCGCACGAGCAGAUUCAGAUGAUGGGACAGCUGGCGGACAACCAGAAAGAGUUGCAGAGUGUAACUAAGGAGGCGAUUGAUGAGAUGACUGCGAAUAACGAUAGGAUCAUCAACCAGCAGGGAGAUAUUAUGAAGCUGUCGGAGGCUCAUCGGGCGAAGGUUGAGUCCAAUUUUAGGGAUUUGGUUCGGGAAAAGGGCUUGAUUCGAGCUGGACAGCAGGAGGUCGCCAUAUUGCUGACUGAUUUACGGGGUAGAAUCGACGAGAGCAUAAAACAGCUGGAAUUGCAGUCGAAGAGAAGUAAGUUGAACCACGCCUCCCUAUUGACGGAUAUGGAGAACCUGGCGAAGAGUGCUUCCACGAUCGCGGACAAAAUUGACGAAACAGGACUUCACUUUGCAACGCACCAUCAAAACGCCGAAAAGCAAUACCAAUACACCCUUAAUCAGCUUCAGAAGAUCAACAAUACCGUAGCGAAUAUGCUGGAUAUGAUCGGCACGCUCCAGAAAGACUUCGACCAGAAGCUCAGCUGGAUCACGGAAAAGGUCGGCGGUAGUGACUACAUCCUUAAAAAAAUGCACACGAUCGUAAUUCACUUUUGUUACCUCCUCUUCGGCAUGAUCUGCCUGUCCUUCAUCGGCGCGGACAAGUUCAUCCGGAUCUUCUUCAUCCUCGCCGUCCCGGGAAACCUCCUCGGCAACCUGCUCGACCUGUUCGAAUCCGACGUCAUCCGGCUGAGCAUCGCCCUCGCCAGCUUCAUCCUCGCCGAUCUAAUCUGUCGCGUAGCGAUCAAGUACUUCCCCAAGGAAUCUUCCUCGCGAUCGGACCAAACCGAUUCCCGACCUCAACCACAACAAACUUCCAACGGUGGUCCAUCGAGACGUUCCGACCUCAACUCUCAACCAAACAACGACGACGACGGCGAAGAUGAGGAAGCAGACGACGAUGAAGAGGCAGACGAUGAAGUGUCCUACCUGAACAGGAUCCGGUCGCGGUUCUCACGGGAACGGUCCGUGACGCCGCUGUUGAGGCGCAGUGUGACACCGGCGGCGACAACGAAUGGGGAUGUCUCGGCAGGACAUAGCCAGCAGUGUACGGCGAGGACGCUUAGGGGGGAGCAGUGCAGGAGUUCGGCACUAGCUGGACGGGAUUAUUGCCGGUUGCACGAGCAGAGGGGGUUGUAAUUGGGUCUUUGGGUUCAGAUUUGUGUCAUAACUUUAAUGGGAACGGCAGAUCUUAGAUUUACUUAUAUCAUAUUGAUUGAAGAAUUUAUGAUUUUUUCCUCGCUUUUCACAUGUUAGACAUUACACUUAGUAUAUUUAAACUAAACAAUGACAUUUUUUAGAGUUUAGAACUUUAACAUACUAGGUAUAAGCUGUUUUGUUGCUCUUUAUAAUUGUAAUUUCCUUUAUUGU